Monascus purpureus is the source of this 1013-nucleotide messenger RNA. NCBI's taxonomy places the organism in Eukaryota, Fungi, Ascomycota, Eurotiomycetes, Eurotiales, Aspergillaceae. The record is from the annotation of a GenBank genome assembly.
UCAUUUUCCAUCAAUCCUGUGGAAUGAGACGGGAUUCCAGCACGCGAAUCCGCAUCAGCUCCCACAUGCCUUGUUCCAUCCAGCUUCAACUCCAGCAUCACAUCUCAUUCCCGUUUCCUGCCCAGCCAGAAAUGGCGACACGUGGUGCGAGCGCUGCAAACGCGUCUUCGUGUCAGAGGCCGCGCGAGACGACCAUCUGAGGCACUCAGAUAGCCACAAUAUCCGUUGGUGCUGUCCGCUUCGACCGGAUUAUGAGCUGCGAGCAGAGCUCUCUUCACACAUGGCCGAUGCGCAUCACUGGUGCCAGCCGUGUGACGCGCUCUUUGCUACUGAGACUCGACUCAAACAGCAUCAUAUCGAGGGCUGUCAUAUGUGCGAGGAGUACGAGCGGUAUUUUAACAAUGAGAAUGAUCUCCGGAUGUACCUACGAACCCAUGCGCCCGUAGAGCUGCAAUGCUACGGCUGCUAUCCGCAAUUCGCUUCAUUCUCUCCAAUGCUUAUCCACCUGGAAGCGGGCAAUUGCACAUCAGGAACAAACCGGACCCAGAUCGAUUUCCUCGCUUUCAAAUGCUAUCAGAGAAGGAAGUACACACCGAUCAGAGUAGCUAUUAUCCUUACUUCUGUCCUCACUGUCGUCGCAGUUCAGGUUUCUCUCGGGCAUCUAUCAGCACGUCGAGACGACUCCGAAUUGCAAGAUGAUUACCCAGAUGCCGAAUUGUUUGGCCAAGUUGGAGUCUUUUGUCGCACUGCGUGUAUGGAAUGAUAAAUGAUACACCCCUACUCCUAUCCGAUGUGUAUGGUAUAUAGUCAGUCACCUGCAUUGGCUAUACUUCUCCGACCUGGUGGAUCGAAGCUGAGUCUGGAUUGCUUCCACUACUGUGUUCAGACCAGCAUCCAGCUUUUUUUAGAUAUCAAGCACUUGCAGAUGUAAUCCUCAUUGCAAUCACUGCACAUAGGUCAAAGAAAUAGUUAACUGCCAUAAAAAAACAUAGUUUACCCUCUGCAUAUUGUUG